Molecule: messenger RNA, 7735 nt
Organism: Carcharodon carcharias (great white shark)
Lineage: Eukaryota; Metazoa; Chordata; Chondrichthyes; Lamniformes; Lamnidae
Gene: crebrf
Product: creb3 regulatory factor
Exons: 9
Coding region: 359-2254 (631 amino acids)
Biological process (GO): response to unfolded protein; regulation of transcription by RNA polymerase II
Cellular component (GO): nucleus
Molecular function (GO): DNA-binding transcription factor activity, RNA polymerase II-specific; RNA polymerase II transcription regulatory region sequence-specific DNA binding
Source: RefSeq, a predicted model, not a curated record
CAGGGCUUAAAAACAAUAUAAUGUGAGUGAGGCCAGGGCCGUCAUUGGAAGCCCAGAGGAUCCCCGCUAGUAGCUGUUCUGAUCAGACACUGGAGUUAGUCAGAGAAAAGGAACGAUAUCUUGUGGCUGUUUUCGUGGCGUUGGAUGGAUCAGCGAACCCGCCCACCAACCUUUAUGCUCGUGAAUUAAAAAGAACAGCUGACCAGAAAAAAUUCAGUGCAGUGACUUUUGUGUUCUGACAGCUGACCUUACUAUUGACACAUUCGUUCACCACUUCAAUCAUUUAGUAAAACUGGAAACGACUCAACCAAAACAGCAGAAAAAAAUUCUCUUGGAUAAAGCAGAUGUGGGCUUGGCAAUGCCGCAGCCCAACAUUAGUGGAAUGGAUCCUCCGUUUGGGGAUGCCUUUUGUAACCGCCCAUUUCCAGACCAGGCCUUAACCAGUACAGAUUUGUUGGGGAAUAAUUCGGAUCCUGAUUUCAUGUACGAACUGGAUCGAGAGAUGACUUACACUCAGAGCUCAAGAGAUGAUCCUCUUACUUUGGGAGAUUGUAAAGACAUUGAAAUUUUAGAGCCUUUAAAUGAACUACUAGAUUCGGAUCCUUCCUAUAAUUCAAACUGGGAGCAGUGGGACACAUGCUGGGAAGACUUGACAAAAUACACCAAAUUAACCAGCUAUGACAUUUGGGGAACUAAGGAAGUGGACUUCCUUGGGCUAGAUGAUUUUUCCAGUCCUUAUCAAAACGAAGAGGUCAUCAGCAGGACGCCAACUUUGGCCCAGCUAAACUGCGAAGAUUCACAGCCUGUUUUAGAUUCAUUAUAUCAUCCCGAUUUAUUGAAGAGUUUAAAUCAGAACUCAUUAACCUCUUCUUUGGCUGGGAAAAAACUUUCAGCAAAUAGGGCAGCGCCACCAGUGUCAUCUGCCAGAAGUCCCUGUAUAGAUGCGUGCUUACCUGAGACUACCCAAAAGGUAGCCAAAUCUGUUUGUUCAAAUGCAACCGUGGACAUCAGCAACAAACUUCAGCCCCUUAACACCAAAAUAGGGUCUGUUCUUGUGGAUAACAAAGACUUUGUUAAAAAAGCUAAAGUGUGGAUCAAUCCCGCACCACUUGGUAAAUCAACUUUGGGUGCUACCCAGGUUCACAGUGACUUACCAGAUGAUUCCUGUUGUAGUGAUAUUGGAACUGCAGUCAGGAAACUAGAGAAAAAGAGUGCAGAAAGUAUUUACUCCAAUAAAACACCCACAGUAUUCAAAGAAGCCAAUGACCUGAAUACUCAAACUGAAACAGUCGAAAUUUUAUCACCACCUAUCUCUGAUCAUACUCAGAAAAAGGAAGAGCACAAUUAUUCUUUGUUUGUUUCUGAUGGUUUGAAUGAACAGUCUCCUAGUAUUGAGCAGGAAGCAGAAGAUGAUGAAGAUGAAGAAGACGAUGAGGACCAUGAUGAAGGAUUUGGUAGUGAGCAUGAGUACAGUGAUAAUGAGGAAGAUGACGAUGAUGAUGAUGAGGAGGAGGAAGACAAAGAUGAUGAUGUCAGUGACACCUUCUCUGAACCAGGAUUUGAAAAUGACACUGUAGAAGAUGUGAAGGAUGCAGUAACAGGUGUUUCCAGAAAAAGGAGCAAAAGAAGAUAUUUCUGGGAGUACAGUGAACAGCUGAUUCCACCACCCAAGCAAGAUCGAAUGUUAAAGCCUUCUGAAUGGGAUAGAGAUACUUUGCCCAGUAAUAUGUAUCAGAAAAAUGGUUUACACCAUGGAAAAUAUUUAGUGAAGAAGUCUCGCAGGACAGAUGUGGAAGAUUUGACUCCAAAUCCAAGAAAACUGCUACAGAUUGGAAAUGAACUCAGAAAACUAAACAAGGUGAUUAGUGAUCUGACACCUGUAAGUGAACUGCCAUUAACUGCCAGACCAAGAUCCAGAAAAGAGAAGAACAAACUAGCAUCCAGGGCUUGCCGCCUGAAGAAAAAGGCUCAAUAUGAGGCUAAUAAAGUAAAACUAUGGGGUCUCAAUACUGAAUAUGAUCGUCUGCUUUAUGUGAUUAAUUCAAUAAAACAAGAAAUAGUAAAUCGAGUACAGAGUCAGGGGGAAAAAGGAAGCAGCAUGCUAGAAAAACUUGAAAAUCUCUUAAAUGAAACACUUGGGACAACAGUAGCUGGACAAACAUCUGACUUUGUCAAUCAAGUGUUGGAGAAAACAGGAGAAGGAGACCCAACAGGUGGUCUUGAAGGUCUUCGAGUACCUACAUCAAAAGUGUAAUGUGCCACCUUCUGUCAGAAACAGCUUCAGCCUAUAGUUACAUGUUUGCCAUUUCUGUGAUAAAUGUUUGAUUCAUUAUAGCAAGUGACAUUUUGUUAGUUAUGUUAGAUCUGCUUUAAAAAAGAGUGAAAACUCAUGCUGACAUAUUAGAGUUCUAUAAAAGGAAAGCUAAUUGAGAUAAGUAUUGUUGUGUGUGCUCAGGUACUAAUGAGGUAAAUUUCAUUUACCUAUAAAAUGACCUAGGGAUUGAUGUGUUCUAAAAAUGUUAGUAGGAACUUAUGUUAAGUUUCCGUAGAAACAUGGAUGCAGUGGUUGAAUCAAGAAAUCAAAAAAAUUAGUUUGUAGUUCUUUUUAACGUUAACAGCUGUUGCUGAUUUUUUCCAUUAAUACCAUUACUAUAUAUUCCUUUUGUAUAUACUAUAUAUUCUUGUACCAUUAAGUAUGCGUUGAAUAGUUCAUAUAGUAAAUUACAUGGCCUUUUCCAGACAUUGCGCGAGUAUUUGAGUUUGAGAAAGGAGUAAUAUUCUUUGUGCCUUGUAUUUAAAAUGAAAGUAAAGGUGUAAGGUGUAAUGGAUGUACAGUGGGUAAAUUUUAUGGAUUUAAAAAAGUAUUUGUUUAUUUUCACUCUUUGGCUGUUUAAACCAUUAUGAAUGUAUAUAGGAAUAUUUCAACAAUGUAGAUAUAUGCCACAGAGUCUGUAUUGUAUAAAGAUGGUUAUUGAAACAUGGGUUUCGGUACUUUUCAGAAAUAUUUGCACACUAUUUUGUACCAAAGACAAAUGCAACUAUAUGGCAUAAUGCCAGUGAAGUAAGGUUUUGCACAGCUUACACUGAUACAAAAAUUGAAUGUAAUCAGGGUUGGGGUUAGGGUUUUACUAGAACUGUGAAAUAUGUUGCGUGGGUCCAAAUAUCCACAGAAAGAGGAUGCAAGUACACUUUAUAGAUUUUGAUCCUAUAACUCUAUUGUUAAGCUUCUAGAAAAUCAGAUAUUGAGAGUUUAUGGGCUCUUGUCUUCUGCAGAUGUAGAUGCAUAGCAAAAGAAUGUAAUUAAAUGUAGUUUUGCGUUAACAUUUCAGUGUAAUAUAGUGGCUUGCAAUUGUUACAUUAAAAAAGAAAAAAAACGCAUGUAUGUGGUACACUCUUGAAACAAAGGCAAAUAACCAAAAUUUAAUUUUAACUAUUUGUACAAUUGUAUAAAUGUAUAUUGCCUACCAAUACUAAAAUUCCUAAGUUGCCACCUUUUGCAUUUAAUGUAGUAAUGUGCAUGUCAGAUUUCUAAAUGUUACUUGAUAGGAUGUAAAAAAGUACUUCUAAAGCUAUAUAUUUUUGUAUUCUCAAUUAGGUAACCAAAAUAGAUAUUGUAAAAGGUAAAUAUCUGAAUUCUGUUGAUCUUAUUUGCUCAAUUGGUGUAGCUUUUCAAUUAGGACAUUAUAAGUAGACCAACAUAGGUUUUAGCUUUUAUUUUGUAUAUUCACUAGUAGUAACUGGAUUGAAAGAUUAUAUCACUUGGGUUAGAUUAUAGAUCGGAAAAGAUGCUUCACAUAUUAAUGACUUCAUUAAUAGUGAAUUGCUUGUAGCUGAGUGGUAUUGAUGAACGUCAAGAGUAAGUUUUAACAUCCAUCCUAUAUACUACUGGCAGCCUGUAGAAAUGCAGUUUGACCUUGUUUCUCUGUAAAUACGAGAAAGAUAGCUCGUUAAUUGACAACACUUUAUAUUAUGGAAAUUAGAAUUGCACUUUGUCACCAUUGCGUUUGUACUCCUGCCAUUUGCUGCUACUCCUGACCUGUAAGAAUGCUACAGUGAUACUUGAUUUAUACCUGUUAGUAAAAUGUAUAGUUACUCUUGAGUAACAAGUUGAAAGCAAGCUGUGCAGCUUUACAUUUUACCAGGGGACUCUGUGGCAUUAAAUAGUCUAGAAUGGUUGUAAUUUGAUGCCAGUAAUAUCUUGCUUCCUUUUCAUGAAAUAUUUUAAUGUAUGCUAAUAUAUAAAAUAACCUUAUAAAAAGAGAAAUGUAUAAUGUUCUAUUUGGAAUUUUGACAUACUGAGCAUGUUAAGUGUUCUUGGAAUGAUUGAUUUAUCUUUGUCAUAAUUUCUGGAACAACAGAUCUGUAAAACUGUCUCUUGUUGGAAAGUAUUUUGUAGCACUGAAAAGCUAGGUUUUGUAAGUUUGAAUAUGUCUAAUCCCAUUUUCAGACCUUUGUUUAACAGUUUUUUCUGGCACAAUUUCAACAAUUUUUCCAAUGCAGGUCUCACCUAGACUCUACCACUUAACCCCGAACCGCCAAUUUGGAUAAAUAAGAAAGAUUACAUUUUCCUUUAAGAUUUAGCUUUGUGUACUAGAACAAAAUGUCUCAAUCAGAUUUAAAAAUGUGUAGUGAAAAUGCUGUGUACUCUAAGUAAAAUGAUCCAUUCAGAAAGUAAAAACCCAGCAACAAAAUGCAUGGAAAGUUCAAGAAGUGAGAGAAAUGUUUAUGCCUUAAUAAAAAAGGAUCUUCAAAUGUAAAUUGAUGCCAUGUACUAUUUUAGAUAAAACGCUUGCAGAACGGUGUUAGAAAUUCAACUUUGUUGGAAACUACUGAUGAUAGGUGAGGUGCUAUAUUAGAUUACAAUGGAGAACGAGUUUGAAACUUUACAAUAUUCACCAGUAUCACUCAGCUUUUGAAUGGUGCUUUUUAGUUAAAUAUUGAUAAUCCAAAUUAUGAGUACUCUAAAGAUACAUUCUUCAUGCAAUAUCAUACAUUUAAUUGUGAUUGCACCCAAGACUAUUGAUUCAUGAUGCUUUCCAGUAUUUCAUAAUUAAAUGGUAGAUUUUGUUGUGAAGAAUAACAUUCCUAAAAUUGGCCAACUUAUUCAGAUUUUAGCACCUUUCCUGUCUAAUGUAAAUUUGACAAGUCUAUAAACAUCCAUAGGAAAUGGCAAACACUUAGUAUGAGUGUCUGGUUUAUAUUCAAAUAAAAGUGCAAUAAAUGACAAACUUUUCAUUUUCACAAGUGUCUGAGUAAUUAAUUGUACCAUUCUUCAAGCAAGUUCAGUUCUAAUUCUAGUUAUUUCUGAAAGGAUCUUUGUUAACAAAUCUCAAAAAAAAAAUGUACUGCUGAACCUAUUCUCCUCAAAUCACUUUAUUAGUUAACAAUUUAGAGAAAUCUGUGUCCAAAUUCACAAUGCGUUUUGUCAGUUAUGCAAGUUUGUUACAUAGUUUUAAGUGCUACAAAACAGUUAAAGGUUGUUUUCUAUGUAGCUUAAAAUUAAAGCUCUACCAUGAAUUCAACAUGAACCCUCGCUUAAAGUUGACAGGUCUGUUGUUUCCAAAGUAAAUAAACUUACGUACUUUAAGAAAAAUUGUGUUUGACACACAAGAUAUAUUUAGUAGUGGCACUAGUACUGGCAUUACUAUUAGUUUGAAAUCCUGACCAUCUAUGCAGUUUUCUUCCAUCUUCAAAUUACAUGAAAUAAGUGCUCACUUUACAAGACAUUUUGAACAUCUGUCUGCUUUCUUUGAAUUGGUAUUACAAUCAAUCUUGCGUUAAGAAAGUUAAAUCUCUCGAACUGUUGGCUAAUUUACUACAGUCAUGCCAUUUGAUUUCAUUCCUACUUUUACCCUCUCCAUCUCUGCAAUGCAACCAUGUGGUGUCUUUCUGAAAGACUGGAUAAAAGAUGUUGUAUAUGGCAUCAUUGUUAAUAUCCAGAGAAUGAGUUAAUAAAUGCUUGUCACGUAUAAUGUUGUAUAUGUACCAAAAUGAUCCUGGAUCUUAAUUUUGUGUAUUGACAUCUGUGGGACCCAGUAAGUUUAAAAAUAAAUGUAUGUAUUAAGUAAAGUAAAUCUUCACCGCUCUUCUCUGCGUACUGAAGAAAGCAAGACUUGGUGAAAAAUUAUUUGUAAAGUGGUUAUUGCCUUUUAAAGAAAGUAAUUUCAAUUCGAUAUUUGGAUAUCGAACUUUACUCCAGUUGUAUCCCAUAGUGGAAACUCUUUUGUGUCUGUGUUGUACUUAGAAUUUGCAUCAAUUUUAAUAAUGAUAUGUACAAUAUAAUAUGUACAUAAGUAUUUUUCCAUGUAGGAGAUCAUAUCCUAUUUUUGCUUUAAAUAGGUCUGUUUGGCACCAGCAUUUGUUCAAGGAAGUUACGAUAGCAGUCAUUUCACCAAGCAACAAUUUUACAUCACAUUGAAAUAAAAGCGCAUUUAUCGUAUUCAUGAUACUUUAGCAGAAGGGAGUACUUUUCGUCUGGGUUAAUUUGAGCCGACCGUUUCACAAUAUUGCUCUAGGUACUGUACAUAUUACUAAUAUUUCAGUACAAAAUAUUUUACUUCAAGACAGUUUUUUAUGCUUUAUUGGACUACCAAUGCCUACUCUCCCCAAAAGGUAUAUUAGCUAAGAGUAAUGUCAUAUCGAUGUCCAAACUCUCUGUUAAUAAAUGUGCCUGUUAAUUAUUUUUGAUAAAUACAAUAUUGAUAGCUUUGUUUUACAUUUUUUUCACUUUUAAAGGGAAACAUUCUAAGCAUCUCCUUUUUCAUUCCAUAUUAACUUUCUUCCUGUUGGUUACACUGUCAACAGCAGCACAAGAGAGACUUUCCAGCACACGUACAUUAACUCGAUUACCAUUACAGUAUAUGUAGUAGCUCAUUUUGAGCAAUCCAGAGUUCACUGCUGCUUGUUGUUUGACUGAACAUUAACAAAGGUAUCACAGUAAAUGCAGAUAACCGCUGGUGAAAGGACCAUCACUCCAAAUUAUCAGUAACUAUUGUGAAUAGUCUUGGUUACUGAUGGUGAUUACCACUUUCAAAUGAUUAUUCAUAGAUAGUUAAAAGUCACAGUGAAAUACAAGUGUAACAAAAGACAAUUCUUUAAAUAUAUUAAUGUGUUUAUAGCUUGUACAGUAUGAAUGGGAUUGAUGCAAAUACAUGGCAGAGCCUUGUAUUGCAAUUGAUUUUGUACUCAUUAAAAACUGCAGUUAAUGGUAAUAUGUUUAUACAGAUGUAAUGUGCCAUGAAGUGGAAGAACAUGGAUUUAAAUCAGCCAAAGUUCAGGGACUUGCCCACAAGAGAUGGAAAAUUGGAGGACAAAUCAUCCUGAGCUUUGAAUACUUAGCUCAAGAGUGAUGUAGGCAGACUCAUAGAAGUGGGCUUCUUACUCAUUGUUUUUGACUAGGAAAUGGGAGACUUAAAAAGGGAGCUUUUUUUAAGUUGGCAACUAGUUACCAAUGAUACUAUAUAUGUUUGCCAAUGACAACCUGGAGGCAUUUUGUUUAAACCUCUAUGUAGGUUUAUGCUGGUGAAGGGGUUUUAAUUCAUAUGCAUUUGCUGACUGUACAGAAAACGGUGGAACAGAUUUUAAUGAACAAGGUUGUGUUGUGUUUUAGUGAUUGUGCCCCUUUAACAAUUUUCUUAUUGCAUUGUAUCAGCCAGGUGUUGAUACUACAGCUUCUUGUAAUCACAGUCUGAAUUUCAUAUUGUUUUGCAGAGAUUAUAAUAAAGCAACUAAACCC